ACAGUUUCUAUUUAACGUUGGCACAAAUAAGACGUCUGAUACAAACGCGUUUCUCCACAACACAAACCUAUGACGAUCGAUCGAUCAUUAGUGUGCAACUAAGUUAAUAAAAAAUAACAUAUAGUAUCUGAAUAAAUAUAUGAAUGUAUGUAUAUAAAAAGAAAUAAACAAAUAAAGAAAAGAAACAUAAAUAGAAUUAAGAACAAAUUCAACAAACUUGGAGAAUGUUUUAUGACCAAAUUAAAGAUAUAAAACACAUUCAAUGAUGCACAACAACACAAAGUUAAAAUAAUGACCAAAUAAUAAAUAAACUAAAAUAACCAAAAAAAAAAAAAAAAACGGUGAUUGCUCUAUGAUCUAUGGUCAAUGAAUGAUGUGGUAGUUGAAUCAACAACAAUUAUGGUGGCCAACAACAAUGUUUAAACUAAAUUUUUAAUAAUCUAAAUAAAACAAAUAUAAAUAAGUAAAAAAAAAACGUUUUAAAUAAAUAUUUGCUGGCACGAUAUUAGAAAAUCCACGUAAAUUUGCGAGGUGUUAAAAUCUUUUAAAAUAAAAAUAAAAAUUUUAAAAAGCAAAAAUUAUAUUUUUAACGAAUAAUAAAAUUGUUAUAAAAAAUACAAAUAAUAACAAACUUAAGAAACUUUACUACUUGAAUGAUCGCGAUGAUUAAACAUUCAACAUCGUCAUCUUCAUCUUCAUCAUUAGAUCAGCUUUGGUUGUUGUCAUUGUUAUUCGCAUUUCUUUUGUUUAUACAAUAUUUGCCCACCUCAGUAACUGCCCGCUCUUAUCCCUGCCCUUAUGAGCAAACCGUUAAUAUUACCGAUGGUUUGCGCUUAAAAGACGGUUCUUAUUCAUUUGAGGGUCUAGUCAUACCGUCCAAUCUAACGGCCGAAUAUACAUACAAAGUUAUCGAUGGUAUAGAGUAUGAUGCUCCCAGGCAUAUAAGAGGUUGUGCCUGUCUGCUAAAACCAUGCAUUACAUUCUGUUGCCCACCCAAGAUGCACUACGAUGAUGUUCAUCAGAAUUGUACGCUCAAUGAGAAAGAAUCUCACUCACAACACACUCAUAUUGAGGUGAAAUUUCGGAAUGGUUCAAUAGAUGUGGUGAAUAUUAAGGAUGCAUUUAUUGUUCGUUAUGAGUUCGGAUGUAAGGCGAAAUAUGUCGAAAAGAAAAAGGAGGAAUUUUGGAAAUGGGAUCUAUUUGAGAAUGGCACUCUUAAACGUGAAUCAAAAUAUUAUACGACUGAUGAAUACUGUUUUACUCCCCUGGAACAUAAGAAAGCAUGGAGUUUAACACCACUAACAUGUGAAAGAUACCAAAGAGGUCUUAGAGUAUGGAUCUAUGUAAUCUGUACCGCAGUGGCCAUUAUUGUGAAUAUAACCAUCAUACUUAUGUUUGUGGCAAUUAAGGAUGUGCGCAAUAGUAACUACGGAGAAGGUUUAAUAUUUCAUUUAUUUUCCCUGACAAUAGGCUUAGCGGCUCUGGUAUAUUUACAAUUAAAAAAUCCCAUGAAUUUAUCUCACACAGCAUGCCGCAAUAUAGGUUUUCUGGCUUAUUUCUUUUUAAUUGUCUCAUUUCUGAUCUUAAAUAUUAUAAGUGGCAAUUUUUGGGCCACCUUUUCCUUAAAGCCAAUUAAAAGUUGGCAUUUAAAAAUACUAUAUGGCUUAACGUUAGCCGUUGCCUUUGCUUUAAAAUAUCUAGCUAAAUUUGCUCAAGACUCCAGUAUGGCACGUUACUUAAAACCUGGAAUUGGUGAAGAUUUUUGCUGGUUUGAUAUUCGUUUAUGGGGCAUUUUAUUGUACUUUUAUUUCCCCAUUCUUAUAUCUCUGUCUCUAAGCCUUUACUGUUCGAUUAGGGCUUAUUUCAGCAUAUUCCAGUUGCCCAAUGAUACGAUAAAUGUGGCUGGAAAGGAUUUCAAAACCACAAAGAAACAUUUCAUGGCUUAUUGCAUUUAUUUAUUGGUGGUAUUUUCCAUCUGGAUGCGUGAAAUAAUUGUAUAUAUUACUGCUCGUUUCCGCCAAGUCUUCUUUAUUAUUGAUUACUGGAGCGGUAUUUGUAUAUUGGGCCUGGCAGCAGUGGCAUUUAUAUUUCUGUUGACCAGAAAUAUUUUCGUAAAAAAUUGGUGGGGUAUCAAUGUGUAAGUGUCAUUUGUACAAUAUGUGAAUUCAGUAUAGAGAAUAAC
This is a messenger RNA of Lucilia cuprina (Australian sheep blowfly), 2182 nucleotides long. Its product is annotated as probable G-protein coupled receptor Mth-like 9. Gene Ontology annotation, molecular function: G protein-coupled receptor activity. Lineage: Eukaryota; Metazoa; Arthropoda; Insecta; Diptera; Calliphoridae. Bases 654 to 2141 code for a protein of 495 amino acids. The transcript has 7 exons. The record is from RefSeq and is a predicted model, not a curated record.